Molecule: messenger RNA, 1815 nt
Organism: Venturia canescens
Lineage: Eukaryota; Metazoa; Arthropoda; Insecta; Hymenoptera; Ichneumonidae
Exons: 3
Coding region: 100-1680 (526 amino acids)
Source: RefSeq, a predicted model, not a curated record
UGGUGGGGAUAUGAAAAUCGAUCGAAGCGCACGAAGCGGUGAAAAAAGGAAAAAAAAUUGGAAAUAUUGAACACCAUCAAUAGAGAAAAAUUUUAAAAAAUGGGCCAUUCUUCGUGUUGUGUGGUGAAUUGCAAAAAUAAUGGUCUAAAUAGUGAGUGUAAAUUUUAUACAUUUCCAAAAGCAAAGUAUAAAAUAGAGCAGAGGAACCGAUGGAUUGCUGCUGUGAGAAGAGUAAAUACUCGUAGUUGGCAUCCAACGGCAUCCACCUUGAUAUGCAGUGCCCAUUUUGUUGCCAAUAAAAAAUCUGAAGAGGAAUUAAGUCCUAGUUAUGUUCCAAGCAUAUUCCUUGGUGCAUAUGGAAUAAAAGCAGUUAAUCACAAGUCCUUAGUGGAACGACAUGAUCGUUACAUGAAGCGAAAAGCUUCGAAAAUGGAAUCAUCAAUUACAACGACAAAAGAGGUUAUCAUGGGGCAAAUGGAAACGAACGUGACUGAUGCAGUAGUUGAUAAUGUUCCAAUGAAUCAAAGUUAUAUUAAAGUGUACACGGAUCGAGAGUGUCAAGCUAAUAUUUUUUCCAGUUGUACUCAGCCAGAAAAAAUGUUUAUUUGCAACAGGUAUAUUAAUGAGAAUGGUUGUUGUCAUGCUGAAAUUCCAACAACUAUAAUUGAAAAUACUACUAAGAUAAUGGUGCCUAAUCAGAAACAAUUCAAACAUAAACAGUGUGGCACACCAGAAAAGAUUACCGUAGAUCAGUUCGUUCAAACAGAUAUCGCAUCCCGCAAAUGUAAUGAUGCAAGUAAUUUUAAUGGGUUUUCAUCAAUUAAAACGAAAGAACAACUGUUAGAUCUUGCUGGAGUAAGUUUUGAAAAUUUCGAAUUUCUACUAAAAGCUGUCAAAAAUAAUAAUUUGGAUAACGUGAAGAUCACAGCCGAAAAUGCACUUUUAAUAUUUUUAACGAAGAUGAAAACCGGAUUAACUUUUUCUGCCAUAAGUGUUUUAUUCAAUGUACACAGAACAACAGUUUCGAGAAUAUUUCAUUCAUGUUUACAACUGUUAACUACAGCUACAUCAGAUUUAGUUUUUUGGCCAGCCAAGGAUAUUGUACAAGGAACAAUGCCGAAGUGUUUUUAUCCGGAUUACGUUAACACUCGCGUAAUAAUUGAUUGUAUGGAAUUCAGGAUUGAAGUUCCUGCAGGCGUCGAUAACCGCGUGUACACUUAUUCUCAUUAUAAGAAAGGGUUCACUGCAAAAGUUCUAAUCGGAAUAUCUCCGGGCGGUUUUAUCAGUUUCAAAUCGAAAGUAGCUGGUGGACGGAAAAGUGAUUCACAAAUUACUAUAGAAUCUGGAUUGAUAGAUUUAUUAGAAGAUGGAGAUGAUGUUGUUUUGGCAGAUAAAGGUUUUCCAGAUAUUCGACGGACCAUUGAUGAAAAAGGUAAACAAGUAGUAAUUGUUAUGCCACCGUUUUUAGAAAAAAAAUCUGAGUUCACAAAAGACGAGACAGAAAAAACGUAUAACAUUGCAAAGGUUCGGAUUCAUGUGGAAAGAAUCAUGCAGCGGUUAAGGAUCUAUCAGAUUUUAAAUAAAAUACCAGCAAACUUAUUUAAUUGUAUCGACGAUAUAGUGCAUAUGUGUUGUGUAUUGGUUAAUCUUCAACCACCAAUAUUUUCAGAUAAUGAAUAAAAAUAUUUGUAUAUCAACUUGUGAAGUGUAUACUUACAAAAAUUAUAUUAGGCUAAGAGUGAAGGGAUAUGUGUGUAUUUUUAAGGAAUUUUUGUACAUUUUUUACAUAUUUCGAAUAAAUAUUUAUUUGGCGAA